This is a messenger RNA of Melopsittacus undulatus (budgerigar), 2217 nucleotides long. It is a transcript of the gene CHRDL2, whose product is annotated as chordin like 2. Gene Ontology annotation, biological process: cell differentiation; negative regulation of BMP signaling pathway. The transcript is spliced from 11 exons. The record is from RefSeq and is a predicted model, not a curated record. The coding region runs from base 1 to 1302 and encodes 433 amino acids. Lineage: Eukaryota; Metazoa; Chordata; Aves; Psittaciformes; Psittaculidae. Gene Ontology annotation, molecular function: BMP binding.
AUGCUCCCCGGGGCAGGACCCCUCGCCUUCCUCCUCCGGUGCCUGCUGCUCCUCCUCGGCUCCGAGAGCCGCGCCCGGGCUCGGCCGGAUGUGUUCUGUGACUUCAAUGGCAAGAAGUACAGCCCGGGUGAGAGCUGGCACCCCUACCUGGAGCCGCAGGGGCUGAUGUACUGCAUCCGCUGCAGCUGCUCCGAGAAUGCCAACACCAGGUGCUACCGGAUCCAGUGCCCAGCUCUGCAAUGUGCCAGCUCAGUCACAGACCCCCAGCAGUGCUGCCCACGGUGCCUUGAGCCACAUUCCCCAUCUGGCCUGCGGGCACCCCUCAAGUCCUGCCAGUACAACGGGACAAGCUACCAGCAAGGGGAGAUGUUCACCACCAGUGAGCUGUUCCCCAGCCGCCAGCAGAACCAGUGUGUGCAGUGCAGCUGCUCCGAAGGUCAGAUCUACUGUGGCUUGGUGACCUGCCCAGAGCUCCUGUGCUCCUCUCCCCUCACCGUGCCGGAUUCCUGCUGCCAGGUCUGCAAAGAUGGCUCACAGGAGAGGUCCAUGGAAGAGGAGCCCCCGCAGUUAAACAGAGGUGUUAGGCACUCUCAGGACCAGUGCCUGGGGGAGCCCAUGGGCAGGAAGCCUCCCGGAGCCACUGUGGCCACUGCCCUCAGCUCCUCCCUGGAGUUCGUGCCCAGGAGCUUCAAACCCAAGGGAGGAGGUGGCACCACCGUGAAGAUCGUCCUGAAAGAGAAGCACAAGAAAGCCUGUGUGUACAACGGGAAGACCUAUUCCCAUGGGGAAGUGUGGCAUCCCGUCUUCCGGCUCUACGGCCUCCUGCCCUGCAUCCUUUGCACUUGCAGGGAUGGUGUCCAGGACUGCCAGAAGAUCUCCUGUCCCAAGGAGUAUCCGUGUGACCAUCCGGAGAAAGUAGAUGGGAAGUGCUGUAAGAUAUGUCCAGAAACCAAGGUCAAACCCACUGAUGGAGCAGCCACCACACACUGUGGCAAGAGCCCCAACCGCGUCCUGGUGUACAUGUUUGUGCCACCGAGCUCCGGGUCCUCCAAGGAGAUCCUCAGGACGAUGGCAGUGGAGAAGGAGCCUGCAGAAGAGGUGGAGAUCUACAACUGGAAGCUGGUUAAAGGAAUCUUCCAUCUGAUCCAGACCAAGAAGAUCAGCAAACAGGAAUUCAAGCAGGAAGCACAGAACUUCAGACUCAUCACCAGGACGAACGAAGGUCACUGGAACAUCUUCCGAGCCCAGACGUCAGAGCUGCGGAUGACAGAGAGCCCAGAGAAAGACACAAAGAACUUGUAAUGAGAGCAAACUCUACCCUAGCUAUUGAUCUAUGUACACACCCCAUACACACAUACACCUAUAUAGGAACUACAAAGCCUCAUUACUCAAUAGACUGGCACAGCAGUAAAGGAUGCACUCGUGUAAACUACAGAACCUCCAGCAAUGGAACCAAACAGAACCACAUGGAACCACAGCCAUGGAGGUGCCUCUCUCCAAUGGGAGAGCACUAGAGGUUGGCUAUUGCCUCCUGCGACAGAGGUUGGAUGUGCAGAGGGAAGAGGAGGAAGAGACAAUAGAGAUGUGAGACAUAAAGAGGUGGGAUACAUCCCUGACCCCAGCAUCCUGAAGAGCAUCAGGAGUGAGCAGCAACCAUGACCGGGCUUCUUUCCAACCACCAACAUGAAGAUGACCUGCAAGGAAAGACAAACCAUCCCUAUCCUUUUCCUUGGAGCCCCUGUGACCUGGAAAGGGUUUCCUUGGAUAAAUACCCCCCCAAAGGGGGUAAAAACCUUGGGUCUUCUCUCCUCUGUUCCAGCCGGAAGGAUUCCUUUUCCCUUCUUUGCAGGUCACUUGAAGAUGGAGCUUUUGGGAGGACCCACCUGCUGACAGGGUCUGAGACCCCGAGCGCUGCACUAAGGUCGCUACCAAGCAUGUUAUUGUGCUAUAUAUCUAUCUAUAUCCUACCUAAUAUCUACUGGGCUGUAUUCACAGGAGGGGCAUCUCCCAAAGGGCGAACAGGACCAUUUCUGCAGCGUGGGGAGGAGGGGGUGCAGCAGCAUCGCCCUCCCCCUGUCUGGAACCAGCUUUGGGGGAGUUUCAGGUUGUUUUGGUACAUGUAUUUAUCUCUGGUUUCUGGUUUUAUUCCGUUUUGAUAAAUCUAUUUAUUUGGAGAUCCAGAGCUGAUAAAUCUGAUUAAAGCGUCUUCUUGAUUCA